AUGGUGCGUCUGAGGGAAAUCCCAAGGACGGCCACCUUCGCCUGGUCCCCCGGCGCCGCGUCGCCAUUGAUCGCCACCGGAACCCGCGCUGGAGCCGUUGAUGCCGAUUUCUCCAACAAGACAUGUCUUGAACUUUGGGAUCUCGGCCUUGACCGCGCAGAUGCGAGUGAAGAGCUCCGCCCUCUAGCUAAGAUUGACACAGACUCCGGUUUCAACGACUUGGCAUGGACUACGUCCGAAGAUAACCAACGGGGCGUGAUUGCGGGUGGUCUGGAGAACGGCUCCUUGGACUUGUGGGAUGCCGAUAAGCUUCUCGCUGGAUCUAGUGAUGCUCUGAUCUCAAGAACCACCAAGCACAGCGGUGCCAUCAAGGCACUCCAAUUCAACCCCAAACACCCGAAUCUGUUGGCAACCAGUGGCGCAAAGGGAGAGCUUUUUAUCUGGGAUCUGAAUGACAUCGAGAACCCCUAUCGAUUGGGCAACAACGCGGCUCGCACAGAUGACAUUGACUGCUUGGCCUGGAACAAGAAGGUUCCUCACAUUCUGGUUACCGGUAGCAGCGCUGGAUUCGUGACGGUCUGGGAUGUCAAGACGAAGAAGGAGAGCCUGACCCUAAACAACAAGGGUCGCAAAGCCGUCAGCGCAGUGGCAUGGGACCCCGCGAGGCCCACGAAGCUCAUUACCUCUACACCCCUCGAGUCAGACCCGGUCCUUUAUGUUUGGGAUCUCCGCAACUCCCACGAGCCCGAGCGGGUAUUGGCAGGCCACGAGUCCGGUGUGCUUUCACUUUCAUGGUGUGACCACGACCCGGAUCUUCUCUUGUCAUCCGGUAAAGACAAUCGCAACAUCUGCUGGAACCCUCAAACUGGUCAAGCUUAUGGCGAGUUCCCCGUUGUCACCAACUGGACUUUCCAGACCCGCUGGAACCCCCACAACCCCAACUUCUUCGCCACCGCAUCCUUUGACGGAAAGAUCUGUAUCCAGACUCUGCAGAACACAAAGACCGAUAACUCUCAGGCCAUCGCCGAUCACAACCAGUCCCUGGAUGGUGAAGACUUCUUUGCCAAGGCUCAGACUCAACCUCAGGUAUCGAAGUUCUCCCUCCCCAAGGCCCCUCGCUGGCUUGAGCGGCCUUGUGGUGUCACCUUCGGGUUUGGAGGCCGGGUGGUCUCCUUUGGCACUGCCAAGGACUCCCGCGUAUCAAAAAUUCAGAUCACGCCUUUCGAGGUUGACGAGACUGUUGGCAAUGCUACGGAGAGCUUCGAGACCGCUUUGAAGGAAGGCGAUAUUCGAACUCUGUGUGAGACGAGAGCCUCGGAUGCUACCAGCGAGGCCGAGAAGGCAGACUGGAAGGUUAUGCAGGCUUUAAUCUCCCAGAACCCUCGCAAGGACUUGGUGGAAUACUUAGGUUUCGCUGACCAGGCCGACGAAGCUGCCGACAGCCUUUCCAAGCUUGGAUUGGACAAGAAGGAGGACGAGGAGCCUGCUGCUGUAGCUGCCAAGCCGGCUGGUGCCAAGAAGCACAAGCGUCUGCAAUCCAUGUUUGACCCUAACCCUGAAGGCGAUAGCUUCUUGUCAGAGCUCGCUGCUUCCAAGGGCGCUCAAAACAACAACCCAUUCCACAUCUUCAAUGGCUCAGAGACCGAAGCCGAGCAGCAAAUCACUCGCUCCUUGCUUCUCGGUGAGUUUGAGAAGGCCCUGGAGGUUGCUAUCCGCGAGGACAAGAUGGCUGAUGCCUUCAUGAUCGCUAUCUGCGGUGGUCCUAAGUGCGUUGAGAAGGCCCAGGCAUACUAUUUCUCCAAGCAGUCCGGCGGUCCGAACUACAUGCGUCUACUGGCUUCGAUUGUCGGCAAGAACCUCUGGGACGUGGUCCAUAACGCCGACUUGUCUAACUGGAAGGAAGUCAUGGCAGCGUUGUGCACGUUCGCUGACGAGAAGGAAUUCCCCGACCUCUGUGAUGCUCUUGGAGACCGUCUGCAAGAGGAAAUCCAGUCUAGUGAUGACAAGAGCGCCCGCAAGGAUGCUUCUUUCUGUUUCCUGGCUGGCUCCAAACUUGAGAAGGUGGUUGCAAUCUGGGUCGAGGAACUCCGCGAGAACGAGCAGAAGGGAAUCGAAAACAAGACCGACAACUCUUCAUUCUCCGUUCAUGUCCGUGCUCUGCAGGGCUUGAUCGAGAAGGUUACCAUCUUCCGUCAAGUCACCAAGUUCCAGGAUAACGAACGCACUAAGGACUCGGACUGGAGCCUGAGCGUCCUGUAUGAUAAGUACAUCGAGUACGCCGAUGUUGUUGCAGGCCAUGGACGCCUGCAAAUCGCUCAGAAGUACCUUGACCUUGUGCCCGAGAAGCAUCCCGAGGCUGAGUUGGCUCGCAACCGCAUCAAGCUGGCCACCCGCCAGGUACCCCAGAAGGUGCAGCCUGCUGCCGCAGCAGCAGCCAAGAGUGCCUACAAGCCCCUCCCGCAGCAACCCAAUCUGUACCAGCCGCAAUCGGCAUUUGCUCCGGCACCCGCUGCGAACCCCGUUGCUCCUCCCAAUGCUUUCGCACCUCCUGCGCCUGUUGCACCCGCGCAGGCCAACCCCUACGCUCCUCAGGCCAGUGCCCAAUCCGCCAGCCCAUAUGCUGCCCUUUCCAGCGCAGGACCUUACGCUCCGACAACUGGGUACCAGCCAACUCAGGGUAUGAGGGCCCCCAACUAUGGCCCGCCUUCUGCCUUCGGCGGACAGCCAGCUGGCGCUGGUGUACCUCCUCCUCCUCGUGCGUCUGGUACUCAAUCGCCCGCCAACCCUAUCACGACCUACACCACAGCCACCGGUCUGCCAGCCUGGAAUGAUCUGCCAGAAGGCUUUGCCAAGGCGCCCGCGCCUCGUCGCUCCACCCCUGCUGCCGCGACCGGGCCCAUUGCUUCUCCCUUCCCUAACCAAUCGCCGACGCUACCACAAGGGCCUCCCCCCGUUGGUGCCCCCCGAGCUCCCUCCGUGCCUCCCCCACCCAAGGCGGGUAGCGUGCCUCCUCCACGCAUGAUGUCGCCGGCAUCUGGUAGCCCAGCUGGGGCUAACAUCCCUGGUCCUUCCCCACCACCAGCCAACCCCUACGCGUCACUUACUCAGUCGCCGCCUGUGGGUUCAGGGAACAUGGCACCUCCGGCGUCCAUCCCCAGAGGAGCUUCGCCCUACAACGCUCCUCCUAGCAUCCCCCCUCCCACAAACCGGUAUACCCCGAGCCCGGCAGCACAGGCCGCCGCGAACCCUCAGCUUCAAUCCCGUGGACCCGUGCCUCCUCCUCCCCCAGCGGCUGCCUCACCCUAUGCGCCGCAGGCGAUGUCCCAGCCCCCGGUGAACCCGUAUGCACCCACCACGCCCAUCGCCACUCAGCCUCCACCCAUGGCUCCUCAAGCUGUCGCUCCUCCUCCACAAGGAUCCCGACCUGGCACGGCUCAGUCGCAGAGGCCACCCCCUGCUGCCCCCAAAUAUCCCCCCGGUGACCGUUCCCACAUCCCUGCUAACGCUCAACCUGUCUUCGAAAUUCUCUCAGCGGACAUGGAACGCGUCAAGGGCCGAGCUCCUGCGGCUUUCAAGCAACAGGUUGAUGAUGCCGAGCGCCGCCUGAACAUUCUCUUCGAUCACCUGAACAACGAGGAUCUGCUCAAGCCCAACACUGUCGAGGAUAUGGCAAACUUGGCCCGCGCUAUUCAAGCCCGUGAUUAUGCUACCGCUACUUCUAUUCACGUCGCGAUCAUGACCAACCAGAACGAUGAAUGUGGUAACUGGAUGGUUGGUGUCAAGCGUCUUAUCAGCAUGAGCCGUGCUACCCCAUAA
Molecule: messenger RNA, 3816 nt
Organism: Penicillium olsonii
Lineage: Eukaryota; Fungi; Ascomycota; Eurotiomycetes; Eurotiales; Aspergillaceae
Source: the annotation of a GenBank genome assembly